GCGGCGCGGCGGCCGCGGUGGUGGCAGUGCGGCGGCGGGCGGCGCGCAGGGCGGAGCGGCGGCGGCGGAGCGGCGCCGGGACCGUCUGUGCGCGGCGCUCCUGGGCGGCGGCGAGCGGCCGCUGCCUGCCGGCCAUGUCGGGCCGCGGGAAGUCCGGCGGUAAGGCGCGGGCCAAGGCCAAGUCGCGCUCGUCGCGGGCCGGGCUGCAGUUCCCCGUGGGCCGGGUGCACCGGCUGCUGCGCAAGGGCAACUACGCGGAGCGGGUGGGCGCCGGGGCGCCGGUGUACCUGGCGGCCGUGCUGGAGUACCUCUCGGCCGAAAUCCUGGAGCUGGCGGGCAACGCGGCCCGCGACAACAAGAAGACGCGCAUCAUCCCGCGGCACCUGCAGCUCGCCAUCCGCAACGACGAGGAGCUCAACAAGCUGCUGGGCGGCGUGACCAUCGCCCAGGGCGGCGUCCUGCCCAACAUCCAGGCCGUGCUGCUGCCCAAGAAGACGCAGAGCUCCAAGAAGUGAGCGCUGCCCCUCUCCCGGCCCCCUCCUCGCCGCUGCCCCCCGCGCCUCUCCCUUCGGGGCCGGGGUUCCCCUCCUGCUCGUACACCCGGGCUGGGGGGUGAGCCCCCGGCUGUGCCCCUCCAGCUCUCCGCCAGCCCCCCCGGCCUGGGCUGUAGCGGGGUGCUGGGGGAGUGCGGGCGAGGCCGGGCCCCGCUUGUGUCCCCACCCCGCCCCGUCUCUCUGGAAGAAGCCUUUUUGCAGGAGAUGGUGGGAGUGCGGCCGGCGGGGGCCGGGGCGGCGCGGUUGGGUCGCCGCGUGGAGCUGCCGAGGACUGUUGUGGCUGCGUGGGGAUGGACACGGGCACCUCCGGCUGCCUCCACCGGCCCUGGGGCCCUGCAGGCCCCCCCCCGCGGCUGUCCUUGCUGCCCUGGCGUGGGGCUGAGGCUUGCCGCUGCUGCACACCCUGAGCGGUGCCAUCCCCGCUGCAGUGCGGCAGGGGGGGCUGGCAAAUGCGAAAAGCAGAAGUUUCUCCCAUCAGCAAGGAGCGACUGUUAGUUUUAGUUCUGUCCGUGGUUAAAGCUCGUGCGUUCCUACUGUUAAGAAGCUCUGGUCCUAUUUAUUUGGAGGUAGUUUUAUUUUGGGUAGUCCCUUUCCCCACCAAGGCAGCUCCCAGCUCGGGGGGCUCCGGGUUGCAGUGACAAAUCCCCGCGGAGCAUUGCAAGGUCAGGUGCCUGGAGCUGCCAUCUUCUGCUGCAGCUCCGUGCUGCUGGCGGAGCAGCCCUGCCUAUGGGAGCCCCCCGUGUGCCCCCCGGCUCCAUCACGCCCCGACUGCACUUCCACAAAUGACAUGCUGUGUCUUUCCGUUUGUUCAACGCCGUUUCUGGUUCUGAGAAAUAAAGUGAUGAUGCUGUCUGUUGUGUGUAA
This is a messenger RNA of Gallus gallus (chicken), 1418 nucleotides long. It is a transcript of the gene H2A2BL, whose product is annotated as histone H2A type 2-B-like. Lineage: Eukaryota; Metazoa; Chordata; Aves; Galliformes; Phasianidae. Gene Ontology annotation, cellular component: nucleosome. The coding region runs from base 135 to 515 and encodes 126 amino acids. The transcript is spliced from 2 exons. The record is from RefSeq and is a predicted model, not a curated record. Gene Ontology annotation, molecular function: DNA binding; protein heterodimerization activity; structural constituent of chromatin.